CCUCCUCCACUUCCAACAGCGCCCUCGUCUGUCUUCUCUCUCAAACCACUAUUUGACCUUACGAUCCAGAUCUGAGAAGAAGUAAUGGCCGGAAAGGGUGAAGGCCCAGCCAUCGGAAUCGAUCUUGGAACCACCUACUCUUGCGUCGGAGUAUGGCAACACGACCGUGUCGAGAUUAUCGCCAACGAUCAGGGCAACAGGACUACUCCCUCUUACGUUGCUUUCACCGAUACAGAACGUUUGAUCGGCGAUGCCGCCAAGAAUCAGGUCGCUAUGAACCCCAUUAACACUGUUUUCGAUGCAAAGCGUCUAAUCGGUAGGAGAUUCAGUGACUCCUCUGUUCAGAGUGAUAUCAAGUUGUGGCCUUUUAAGGUCAUCCCUGGACCUGGGGACAAGCCCAUGAUCGUGGUCGUCUACAAGGGCGAAGAAAAGCAGUUUGCUGCUGAGGAAAUCUCUUCAAUGGUUCUCAUCAAGAUGCGUGAAAUUGCAGAAGCUUACCUUGGAUCGGCUGUGAAGAAUGCAGUUGUCACUGUCCCGGCAUACUUCAAUGAUUCUCAGAGACAAGCUACAAAAGAUGCCGGUGUCAUUGCUGGUCUCAACGUCAUGCGUAUAAUAAACGAGCCAACAGCUGCUGCUAUCGCCUAUGGUCUUGACAAGAAAGCAACUAGCGUUGGUGAGAAGAAUGUGCUUAUCUUUGAUCUUGGUGGUGGCACUUUUGAUGUCUCCCUCCUCACCAUUGAAGAGGGUAUUUUUGAGGUUAAAGCAACCGCCGGAGAUACCCAUCUUGGAGGUGAGGACUUUGACAACAGGAUGGUGAACCAUUUCGUUCAGGAGUUCAAAAGGAAGCACAAGAAGGACAUUAGUGGCAACCCCAGAGCUCUGAGGAGAUUGAGAACAUCAUGUGAAAGGGCUAAGAGGACUCUCUCAUCCACUGCUCAGACUACCAUUGAAAUUGAUUCUCUCUAUGAGGGUAUUGACUUCUACUCCACUAUAACCCGGGCCAGAUUUGAAGAACUCAACAUGGAUCUCUUUAGAAAGUGUAUGGAGCCUGUGGAGAAAUGUUUGAGAGAUGCUAAAAUGGACAAGAGCACUGUUCAUGAUGUUGUUCUUGUUGGUGGAUCCACUAGAAUUCCCAAGGUACAGCAGCUAUUGCAAGAUUUCUUCAAUGGGAAGGAGCUCUGCAAGAGUAUCAACCCUGAUGAAGCUGUUGCCUAUGGUGCUGCUGUACAAGCUGCCAUUUUGAGUGGUGAGGGCAAUGAGAAGGUUCAAGACUUGCUGCUGUUGGAUGUCACCCCUCUCUCUCUUGGGUUGGAAACAGCUGGAGGAGUCAUGACUGUUUUAAUUCCAAGAAACACCACCAUUCCAACCAAGAAGGAACAAGUGUUCUCCACAUACUCAGAUAACCAACCUGGUGUGUUGAUUCAGGUGUACGAGGGUGAGAGAACAAGGACCAGAGACAAUAAUUUGUUGGGAAAAUUUGAGCUCUCUGGCAUCCCUCCAGCACCUAGGGGUGUGCCUCAGAUCACUGUUUGCUUUGAUAUUGAUGCAAAUGGUAUUUUGAAUGUCUCCGCUGAGGACAAGACCACAGGGCAGAAAAAUAAGAUUACAAUUACCAAUGACAAGGGCAGGCUGUCCAAGGAAGAAAUUGAGAAGAUGGUCCAGGAAGCAGAGAAGUACAAGUCUGAGGAUGAGGAACACAAGAAGAAAGUGGAGGCUAAGAAUGCCUUGGAGAACUAUGCUUACAACAUGAGGAACACUAUCAAGGAUGAAAAGAUUGGUGCCAAGCUCACUCCAGCUGACAAGAAGAAGAUUGAGGAUGCAAUUGACCAGGCCAUUCAGUGGCUUGACAGCAACCAGUUGGCUGAAGCUGAUGAGUUUGAAGAUAAGAUGAAGGAGCUUGAAAGCAUCUGCAACCCCAUCAUUGCGAAGAUGUACCAGGGUGCAGGUCCUGACAUGGGUGGCCCCAUGGAAGAUGAUGUUCCUCCAGCCAGUGGAAGUGGUGCUGGCCCCAAGAUUGAGGAGGUGGAUUAAGCAAGGAAAUUGGUUUCUCUUGCUUAGUUUAUAUUUGGUUUUUAAGUACUUUUUUGUGGUCGGAUGGUAAAAACUUUGGGUUGGCUUCUUGUCUCUCUGCCAUGGAUUUUGGAUUUUGAAUUUCGUGGCUUAGGUUAAAUUAUGGAUGAUUCCCCUUUAUAUUGUCUUUAGAAUCAUUAUUAAUAUGAGCAAAUGAAUCAAUACUUUUUUGCUCAAAUAUUCCAAAA
Molecule: messenger RNA, 2258 nt
Organism: Vitis riparia (riverbank grape)
Lineage: Eukaryota; Viridiplantae; Streptophyta; Magnoliopsida; Vitales; Vitaceae
Product: heat shock cognate 70 kDa protein 2
Exons: 2
Coding region: 85-2031 (648 amino acids)
Biological process (GO): protein refolding; cellular response to unfolded protein
Cellular component (GO): cytoplasm
Molecular function (GO): ATP hydrolysis activity; heat shock protein binding; ATP binding
Source: RefSeq, a predicted model, not a curated record